AUGAAAUUCAAUAUCCAUGCGACCCCCGAAGAGCAGAUGCCACAACAAUCUCAGUCUCAGCUUCAGCAACAGUCGAAAGGGUCGACACUAACGCAUAUCGUACGUCCUGAUCUUGAUCGACUGGACCAGAUGAUCGGCAAAUUGCAACGAUGUACGACUUCAGCUAAUACGACAUGUGUUUCACCUAUUGAUCACGAAACAAUGAAUAGGCAACAACAACAACAGCAGCAGCAAAUGCAUGCUACUCAACGUUCCUUUUCAGCGAAAUGUCGAGCACCACUUCCACCACCCGUGUCACCACCCACAAAUAAUAAUACUUCGAAAUCAGGAAUAUCUUCUUCACUUCCUGGAACAUUUAUAUCUUCGUUACGUCAAUUGUUUUCAAUAUUAGAUAAAACGAAUAGUGGUUAUGUACCAUUUGAUCUAUUCAAACGUUAUUGGACACCAUCAUUUUCUUUCGAUAAUUCAUCAUCAACAUCUGAUAUUUUAAAUGAACUAGAGAUUGAAUCAAAACCAAAUAAUUAUUUAAUUACAUUUGAUUUACUUUUAAGUGUUAUUGAAAGAUCAUUAUCAUCGACCAAACAUUCGUCCCCGCCAAUAACAACAUAUGAUUCAUCGUUAUCAUCAUUAUCAACACCACCAAUCAUAAUUCCAAAAGCAACACGUCCACCACCACCUAUAUCAUUUCCAUUGAAUCGCUCAACAAGUGUAGUAGUUAAUACUCCUACGCCUAAAAAAGUCGAACAACAAAUUCCCGUUAUUUAUAGAAGUUAUAAUGGUUCAGAAAAUAAUCAUUAUUAUUAUUCACAUGAUAACACAUCAAUUCCUGUACGUCAUAGAAAAAAAACUUUUGUACAAAAGGCAACGAAACAAAAUAGAAAUAUUUAUAGUGAAAAUCCAUCAAUGUCGACGCGUAGAAAUACAAUUCAUACGAAUGACAUUGACUUUUCUAUGAUUCGAGCGAUGAAACGAUUUGAAAUUGAACGCGAUCUUCUUCUUCAAACAUGUGAUACACUGGAACGUGUUAAAUCUUAUCUAGCUGAUCGUCUUCUUGAAAUGAAAGAUAAACAACGUUCAUAUUGUCUUCAUCUAUCAGCAGCAGAAACAACUGGUAUUGCACCAGAACCACUGUUCAAUCGAGAUCUAGUAGCUGAUCUACUAAAAUUAGCCAAUACAGUUAUUGUCGAAGCUAAUUAUGAUUCAAAGAAGUCCUCAGAUCGUUCAUCGAGUUCAUUAUCUUCAUCAUCAAUAAAUGGAAUAAAUAAUCAAUAUCAACAACAAUUGAAAGCAAAAGAUAAUCGUAUUAAACAAUUAGAAACUGAAAAACGUGUUUUAUUAAAAGAAUUAGUUGAAAUGAGACACCAACAUAGAACAGUCGUUCCGGCUAAAAAUUCAUAA
Rotaria socialis is the source of this 1398-nucleotide messenger RNA. NCBI's taxonomy places the organism in Eukaryota, Metazoa, Rotifera, Eurotatoria, Philodinida, Philodinidae. The record is from the annotation of a GenBank genome assembly.